Messenger RNA from Limanda limanda (common dab), 2639 nucleotides. RefSeq names its product sushi-repeat containing protein X-linked (gene srpx). The transcript is spliced from 10 exons. NCBI's taxonomy places the organism in Eukaryota, Metazoa, Chordata, Actinopteri, Pleuronectiformes, Pleuronectidae. The record is from RefSeq and is a predicted model, not a curated record. The coding region runs from base 47 to 1393 and encodes 448 amino acids.
UUCACGUGUUGAACAGCGACCGUCCCGCAGCCCGCUCGGUUCAGACAUGUGGCCGCUGCUGCUCCUGCUCGUCCAGCUCUGUCUCUGCUCCGGGUACGAAGGGUCAGGACAGUACGCCUACGGAGACGAUGAGGACUCGUAUUCUCGUCGAUAUAAAGGGGCCCCGUGGUGCGCGCCCAUUAAGAUAAAGCACGGCGAUGUGAGCUGCCGCACACCCAGAGGAGAGUCCCACAAGAGCGUGAUGGGGACGCGCUGUAAAAUCCGCUGUAAGCAGGGAUACGAGGUCCAGAGCCCGGAGGUGGUGUGCAUGGCGAGCAAACACUGGUCCUCUAACUACGCCUGCAGAGAGAUCCGCUGUCCUAAGCUGGACAUGCCCGUCAACGGAUUCUACAAGUGCUCGGACGGCUCUUACUUCAACUCUCGCUGCGAGUUCUUCUGCUCUCCUGGAUUUAGUCAGAAGGGCCAGAAGACGGCGACCUGCCAGCACACCAAAGUGUGGAGCGCUGCUGUUCCCACCUGUGUCGAUAUCGAUCCUCCCAAAAUUAAGUGUCCUACUGUAAAGGAUAAGUGGGCAGAGCCAGGAAAGCUGACAGCGAGGGUGAGCUGGGACACACCGGAGGGGGUCGACACUGCAGAUGGAAUCCUCACAGACGUUAUCCUGAAAGGGAAACCUUCCAAAUCAGACUUCCCAGAGGCGCUCCACAAGAUGUCCUACACCGUGUUUGACCGAGCAGGGAACAAAGGAUCCUGCCGCUUCACAGUCAGAGUGCGAGUGCGCCGCUGCAGCUCCCUGUUCGCCCCUGACAACGGUUACAUGAAGUGCAACAGUGACGGAGACAACUACGGCGCCACGUGUGCGUUCACGUGCACAGGCGGCUUCGAGCUGCGUGGCAGCGCUGCCAGAGUGUGUCAGUACGGACUCACCUGGUCUGGCACAGACACGGCCUGUGCAGCCAUGAACAUCAACGUGGGCGUCCGGACAGCUGCGGCGCUGCUGGACCAGUUCUAUGAGAAGCGACGGCUCCUCAUCAUCUCGGCGCCAACGGCUGCCAAUCAUAAUUACCGCUUCCAGAUGACGAACUUACAGCACGCCCAGUGUGGACUGGACCUGAGGCAUGUGACAGUGAUCGAGCUGGUCGGGACUUACCCUGCUCAGAUUGGACGGAUUCGACACCAGCUGCUCACCCCGGCGCUGUCCCUGCAAAUCAGGUUACUGCUCCAGAUCACACAGAGGUCUUUCCAAAUGGUGCUGGUGGACAAGCAGGGCAUGGACAAGCAACGCUACCCGUUCCCCAUCACCGCGGCCGAAAUAUUCACCACCAUCGACACCUUCCCGCUCCGCCAGGACGAGAUGUUGCUCCAGCAGGAGGCGGGACAUGGCUGUCAAUCAUAAACACACGGCUGCCUUCUUCAGUGCACAUCUGCGGACUGUCUGCCAUCUUUGAUCCUUUCCCCUCCCCAGUGAGAGCAGACAGGACCUGCUCUGACCUUCUGUAUCUGUCCACAUGUCCCACUCUACCUAAACUCACACAGGUAACACUGCAACAUCCCAACUACUCAUCCAAUGAGAAGUCAUUUCAGUCCUGUAUCCUAAGGUGUGUGUGUGUGUGUGUUUGUGUGUGUGCCAUCAAAAGCUGAGUCAUGGAGAUUACUAAGUGGUUCAUACAGUACAUUACAAUCAUAUUGAUUCCUCAGUCACGUCUUUCUGUAUGUUUUGUUAUUAUUAUUUUCAAUCAGAAAUAUGUAUUACUAUUUUGUACAAAAAGUAUUUUUACUGUAGAAAUCCUUUUCCCUGUCUUAAUAUUUAUAUCUCAUUUCUUGGAUAAUGAUGUUCUCUGACACUCCCUGGAAAACUGUUAAGUACAUAUGUCAGAAUUUACAAAACACUGAUUAAAAAUGUUUUUCAUGGAGGACGUGAUCUUCAGUGUGUUAGUGAGAGUGCACGCAAGAGGUGUGUGACAAAAAAUUACGGUGGCCCUGAAGGGCAAAUCAGGACAAUUAAGUAACCGGGACGACAGGUAAAUACCGUUUUUAACUUACAUGAAAAGUAUAAUGUACAUGAAUUAAUUAAGAAAUAUACUUUCUCAUCUAGGUCUGGAAGUAAAGAUGGAUAUAGUUUAAAACUUUUUCCUCCAACAGAUGGUUUAACCCUCAUUGACUUUAUUCUGAUGAAACCAUAAAGCAGAGUUGAGUUAAAGUCUGUUACACAAGCUGAUGAUGAAAACGACUCAGACUGUGAAUAAUCUUUAGGUAAAAUAGUUUGGUUUGGGUCACAGAAAUUAAUCAAACACUUUAAAGUUUGACAGAAAAUAAAUCAGCAGCUCCUUUGAUCAUCCCACCGUUCUUUUAAUUUGACAAAAUCCCUGUGACGUACUGUUUAAAAAAAAGAAUUUCAAUGUGAAUAUUUUCCACGUUUAUCGCAUAUCAAUGAACUUCUUUAACUUUGAGUUUUUGAAACUCAAAAAACCUCCGACUGGGAAGGAAAUUACAAUUAUAAAUGACUGAAAAAUAUUUUGUACACUCCUUCAGUCAGAAAUACCCAAAUACUGUUGGAGCUAGCACUUACAAAGAAAACACUGAAAUAGUCUAGUAUACAUUUAGAAAAAUUGGAAACAUUCAAUAAAUCAAUCAAACAGUGA